Molecule: messenger RNA, 7632 nt
Organism: Ochlerotatus camptorhynchus
Lineage: Eukaryota; Metazoa; Arthropoda; Insecta; Diptera; Culicidae
Gene: Pde6
Product: phosphodiesterase 6
Exons: 16
Coding region: 1407-5108 (1233 amino acids)
Biological process (GO): signal transduction
Molecular function (GO): 3',5'-cyclic-nucleotide phosphodiesterase activity; protein binding
Source: RefSeq, a predicted model, not a curated record
AAUGGAUGUCCUUGUCGAGUUUGCUCCCGGGGUUUAGUGCUGCAGUUUUACACCCUAGCACCGUUUGGUGGAUUCAUCGGAAGAGUGUGGUGUGUGGGGUUUUUCCUGUGGGGGUUGAAAAAAAAAAUCUAGUCUUUGUGCGUGAGCUCCGGGUACGAUUUGGGUUAUUGGAUUUCGAAGUUUGGUGAUUACACUAUUUGUUCAUGUAAUUGUGAGGUGCUUGUUUUUUUCGUCGGCAGUUCGGAAAGGUGAAUAGUGAAGAAAAAUCACGGAUCGUUGGUUUUGGUGAAGGAUGGAAGAAAAGUGCCAAGUUAACUUUGUGCCAGUUUGAAAGAAAAGUGAAACCGUUUGCUUUUUUUUUUGUUUGCGCGGAGUUGGUGAAAAACAACAGAGUGGCUGAAAAGUGUGGUUUGAGUAAAAAGUCUGGUCCCGCAGUUUUUCUUUCGAACGACACAGACAACCAAACUUGAAGCGUGGGACGACACAACAAACAAACAACGAGGCAUCCGGAAACAGAACCAGCGGAGCGUUGCCAGUCUAUGGCUGAGGUCGGAGCCAACCGAAAUAAACGUUUUUCAACCGUUGCAGGCUCUGGACGUCCUCUGGCGGUCGGUGGUGGCAUCGGCAGCUGCCGCAGUGUGGACCUCCCACGGGGACUUACAUAAUUUGAUUAUUUCCCGUGGUAUAGCGAACUUGCUCCGUUGGCAUACUUCAUAGACACACAGACGAGUGACGUAUGAACGUGUGUGUGUGUGUGUGUGUAUGUAUGUAACGGGAACCUGCUGCGAAUUACGUGCGUGCGUGCGUUCAUGAAAUAUAUCAGUUUGCGUAGGUUUGUUCGCACCAAAUUAAUGGAAGUACUUUCGUUCGAGGCAUCCAGCGAAAAAAGCUUGUCCCGUGAGAGUAAACAAAGUGCUUUUAAAAUUUUAUUAUCGUUUUCCCAAAAAGUGUAUGCGUGUUAAUUGGAGAAGAAUUUUUUUUAAAUAACCAUCCAAGUUGAAAUCAGUGAGGCGUGAAAAGCUGGUAGUGGUGAUGCUUGUUUCCGCUCGAUGCAAGUGCUUAAUGCAACCACUUAGCACUACUUCCGAGGAGGCAGCUCCCGGCGGUAAUGACAGUGACAGUGGUCUACACGAGAUGAUGCGGUUUACCCCACGGCCGUCACGGCUCGGAUAGGAAGCAGAAGUAGAUAAAAUGUACUGCGUCAGUGCCGUCGGAUUAUAACAACCAUCGGGCGAUUACUGGAAACGGUAGCAACUACGUGUAUACUGACAAACUCUACACCAGUGGAAGACCUUGCGUGUGUUUGUUGCUGCUGGUAAUCAACUACCGCAGCUACUUGCCUUGCCUCCUUUCAACAACGGGGGAAGGAAGUGAAGAAAGUGUUGUGUAAAAGUGUACCGGCGAAAAUGUCGGCGGAAGAUCCGACUGAAGUGAAUCACGUGGAGCAAAGCGUUGUUGCUGCCGCCGCCGGUGGCAAAAGCGUCGUCGUCGUCAGUGGAAAUCAUUGCCACAGCAGUGACAACAACAACUUAGUAGACGACGGCGGUGGCGGCGGCUGCGGCGACGACGACGAAAGGGUGGCAAUGACGACGCCACCACUCCCGCCGACGUCGGAAUCAUCGCCAUCGAUGGCUGCCUGCCAGGAGACGCCUCCUACCAGCAACGGCACCGUAGCCGUCGACAAUAACUGCUGUGCAAUACCGAAGCUACUGUCUUCACAGUGUGAAAAUGGCGAAGCAAGUGAUGUUAAUUAUGGCUUAAUUAGAAGCAAUUCAAGACCCUCCACCGGCGGAUCCGGAACUACUGCCGAGGACUGCAAUCUGCUGUCGCCCAACAAUUCUCAACGGUCCAGUAUGAGCCAGUCGCAGUCGCCGACGCAUUUAUCUCCGUCGCGCCAGAAGCCGGACCCGGUCGUCUGCUGUUCCCAGGAGGAGCUGGAUGAAAUCGGUACCUUCUUCGAAGACCACUCGAUUGCCAUCGAGCGCUGGUUCCAUGAACGUGCACCACCGGAUGUCGUCGCAAAGCUGCAGUCAAUUACCGGCGGUGGCGACGUGUGCAAGUCGUCACCCCGGUCACCGCAUCGGGCCUCCGUCACGUCCGACCUGUUCCAGCAGUGGCUCGCUUCUUCUCCGGUUAAGAAAUGUCGAUCGCCCACCUCUCGUGGUUCCAUCUCGAACCGCAGCCACCUGGCGGACUUGGACGAAGGCGAUCUGUUCAUGGAACUGAUCCGAGACGUGGCCAACGAGCUGGACAUCGACGUCCUGUGCCACAAGAUUCUAGUCAACGUCAGCCUCCUGACGCAUGCCGAUCGUGGUUCACUAUUUCUAGUCAAAGGCCCACCCAGUGGAAAGUACCUAGUCGCCAAGCUGUUCGACGUUACACAAAACACCCCUCUCGACGAAGCGGUUCGCCGGGCCAAACAGGACGAACUGAUCAUUCCCUUCGGCGUGGGCAUCGCCGGUACGGUCGCUCAAACCAACGAAACCAUCAACAUCAAGGAAGCCUACAAGGACCCACGGUUCAACAGUGAGGUCGACCAGAAAACUGGCUACAAAACUCACAUCAUCCUAUCGAUGCCGAUUUGCAACUACGAGGGGCAUGUCAUCGGUGUAGCGCAAAUAAUCAACAAGACUAAUGGGUCUCCCGAGUUCACCGAGCGGGAUGUGGAAAUCUUUCGUCGCUAUCUGACCUUCUGCGGCAUCGGGAUUCAAAAUGCUCAACUGUUCGAAAUGUCCGUCCAGGAGUACCGCCGGAAUCAGAUCCUGCUGAACCUGGCGCGAAACAUCUUCGCCGAACAGAACAACCUGGAGUGCUUGGUGACGAAGAUCAUGACCGAAGCACGCGAGUUGCUCAAAUGUGAACGCUGCGCCGUGUUCCUGCUGGAUCUGGACUGCUGCGAAGCGAACCAUCUCGAGAGGAUGCUGGACCGUCCGGAGCAUCAAGCGCUAUCACGCCGCACAAGCCAUAACGUUGACGUCGAGGAUGUCGUCCAGCAGCAGAAAUCUAACUCCAAUCGCUUCACAAUGAUUUUCGAACUUGGCAGCAGCAGUUCUUCAGCAGCCAACAUUUCACGACCCUCGGUCAACGACCUCAAUAGCUCAACGUUGGCUCAGAUUGCUGAGUAUGUGGCUUCUACUGGUGAAACGCUCAACAUCAACGAUGUUAACGAGUGGCUUAAGGACCAGCCGAUUUAUCAUCCUCAGCACCAACAACAGCAGCAGCAUCAACAACGACAACAACAACAACAACAACAUCCACAAGCAGCUGGAGAGGGUCAACCACAUGGUUCUUCCGAUGAACUUAGCGCCAAAACCAUCCUCUGCAUGCCGAUCAUCAAUGGGCAGAAGAUUGUGAUUGGUGUCGCUCAAUUAAUUAAUAAGGAAAAUGAUCUACAAUUUACAAGCUGUGAUAUUUCAAUCUUCGAGGCAUUUGCCAUCUUCUGCGGGCUGGGAAUUCACAACACGCAGAUGUACGAGAGCGCCUGCAAGCUGAUGGCCAAACAGAAGGUGGCCCUGGAGUGUUUGUCCUACCAUGCCACGGCUGCCCAGGACCAGACGCUGAAGCUGGUAAACGACACGAUUGCCUCGGCCGAUGAUUACAAGCUGUACAGUUUCAAGUUUAUCGAUUUCGAUCUAGACGAUGACGACACCUGCCGGGCGGCAGUGCGAAUGUUUCUUCAGUGCAACCUGGUACAGCAGUUCCACAUUCCGUACGAUGUCCUCUGUCGGUGGAUUCUCAGCGUGCGGAAAAACUACCGCCCGGUCAAGUAUCACAACUGGCGCCAUGCUCUGAACGUGGCCCAGACGAUGUUCGCCAUGAUGAAGACGGGCAAGAUGGAGCGCUUCAUGACGGAUCUGGAGAUUUUGGGCCUGUUGGUGGCUUGCCUGUGUCACGAUUUGGAUCACCGGGGAACGAACAAUGCAUUCCAGUCGAAGACGGACAGUCCGCUGGCCAUCCUGUACACCACGAGCACGAUGGAGCACCACCACUUUGACCAGUGUGUGAUGAUACUGAACUCGGAGGGGAACAACAUUUUUCAGGCCCUCUCUCCGGACGACUUCCGCAAGGUCAUGAAAGUCGUCGAGUCGGCUAUCCUGUCCACCGAUCUGGCCAUGUACUUCAAAAAGCGCAAUCAAUUCCUGGAGCUCGUCGAGGGAGGCGAAUUUGACUGGCAGAGCGAGGAAAAGAAGGAAGUACUUUGCGGCAUGAUGAUGACGGCAUGCGACGUGAGUGCGAUUGCCAAACCAUGGGAGGUCCAACACCGGGUGGCCAAACUGGUGGCGGACGAAUUUUUCGACCAGGGCGAUCUGGAAAAGCUGCAACUCAAUCAGCAGCCCGUGGCGAUGAUGGAUCGCGAACGCAAAGACGAGCUGCCCAAGAUGCAGGUUGGAUUCAUCGAUGUCAUUUGUCUGCCGCUGUACAAAGUCCUGUCGGAUGCGUUCCCAUGGAUACGACCGCUCUACGAGGGAACGAUGGACAAUCGGCAGCACUGGCAGGAUCUGGCGGAGAAGGUGGAAAUGGGCCUAACCUGGAUCGAUCACGACACGAUCGACAAACCGGUGGAGGAGUUUGCCUCUGGAAAAGAGGCCCUGGCCGACAUCGAAUUCACCGUCACGACGCUAAACUGUGCCCACCCAGAGGACAAGACUGACACGACACCGGUCCACGAGCGGAAGCCCCGCUUCAGCAGUCUCCGCAAAACCGGUGCCCUCGGGAAAGCCGUCCGUAACAAACUGUCCAAAUCGGUCUACAAUAGUCAAACCGCCAUCGGAAAUACCGGCGGCACUGGACCUCCGUCCUCCGGGGAUCGACCCUCAUCCGGUGUAACGAAUUCUUCCGUCAGCUCAAAGUCGCAGGACGACGAACGGCAGUCUACCGAAGGUGGUCAUACCGGAGGGGAUGGUGGAGAUGACAAUCACCAUCAUCACCAUUAUUAUCAUCACCAUCAGCAUACUCCGGUGACUGGCAACACGACACCCGGUUCAGUGGGUAAUCACAGCAUUGCAACGCCAACCGCCAGCCCCGGCGAGUCGGAUGUGAUCAAGGCAUCCUCAACGGCCGUCGUCAAACCGGUCAAGAAACGCUCCAAGCUGUGUAUGCUUUUGUGACCGAAGUAUUACGAGGGGGACUCCUCAAGCAACAACAACAACAGCCACGGAAACAAGGAAAAUUCGGUCUAGGUCCAACCGUGUUGUUAGGUCCGCAGACCGCCGCCGUUUAGCUGUGUUUCCAUAUUAGAUAUGUGUAGCUGUGUUUUUGCUGGGAUAGGUAUUUACUAUAAUAGUACGACUAUGUAUGAAUCAAAAGAGCACAUAUUUAAACAAACGCAGCAAUGUAACUCGAGAACCCCAAAAAAAAACAGAAAAGGAUGUGUAUGAUGUGUCGUUCGUAGAAUCGCACAGAAGUACCUAGAUGUCAAUCAAACAGAUCCACAUUUUUGGAGGAAUGUAUUUUAUAUACAUGUUUAACAAAAGACGGAAGAGAAGCAUCCUCUUGCUGAGCAGCUUGGACUUCAUCUAGCUAACUAUAACUUUCUGAAUGCAAUAUCUAGUUUUUAAUGGAAGAUCAAAACUUAACUCUAACCAAUUCUCUUUUCGCAAAAUCUUUGUAAAAUAGGAACAAUCUUAAACGGUGCUUUCUCGACUUAGUAGUAGAGUAGACUAACUUUUAACACACCCUUCAAAUGCUGAAGGCAGCUAGGUGAUAAGUUCUGAACGUAAAGCUCUCCAACACCAUUCACAAACUCCUGUGGUACUUAUGGUUCUUAGGUUUUAAUCGCUACCAAGAGUAACCCUUAGGCACGUCAAUUUACAAUGUUACCUUUACACAUACCCACACCAAAUAGAAGCUGUUGCAAAUCCAAAACAAAAAUAAUAACCAACUAACUAAGAACAACGCUCCUCGAAAUGAAAGUGAUUUGUGUUGAACGCAGGCAAACAAACUGAUCUUGAACGUUAUACUAGUCAUUUAGGUUUAGUAGGAGAUUUUAGGCUAAGUGCGGCGACUAAGACGACGUGAAAAUGUAUGGUAAAUUUUAUAUUGUUCGGCUUUAUGCGACUGUUGACUUUCACAACAGAAUUCCCUAAACCCACCCCCCCUCAUUGUGAAAUGAAAUAUAGUGAUGUUCAAUAAAAUUAAAAAAUAUAGAUACCUAGCUGCUUUUCCGGUGACUUGUGUUCGCAACACUCGAGCCCUGAAUGAAAAGUCCUUUAUUUACGUAAAGUUCUAUGUUCCCGAAGUUCAUGUUUCGUUGUAUUUUGUAGUUGAUUGUUAUUGCAUUGUUGUCUAGUUUAAAAUCUAUAUUGCAGUUAUAAAGUUACUAAUACACUGGUGGAAAUUAAUAUAAGGAUACUUUAAUAAAAAUGGUUCCUCCUAAUUUUAAGAACCACAUAAAAUCUUAAUUGUAUUUAGAAGCCAAUAACAGAAACAAUCAAUAGGGGUAACAAAUGGAUAUGUGAUUUCCUGUAUCGGAAAUAAAGAUAAGAACGCCAUACUGAAAUGCAUGAGAAAUUGGUGAUACUUUUAGCAUGAUUCAGUCAAAAAUGAUUGUGACACCAAAAUAAUCAAAGAGUUGUUUCGAAUAAUAAUUGAACUUGAUUUUUGCACAGUUUUACGGAGAUACAAUCAGCAGACGUUCCUUAAAUACACGAACAUCAUUUCUCUGAUUCUGAAAAUUUGAAAGUGUCCUCAUAUUAAUUUCCACCACUGUUUACCUCACGAUCAUUUUAGCUUUUCUAUCAAUCAAAUAUACUGCUAGUGACUGUUUUGUGACAAUAAUCAAUCAAAACUUACGAGCAAUUUUAUUUCAGUGAUAAAUCCUUGUUUAUUCCUCUACAUUUAAAAUUCAGUAAAAUUAUAAUGGUAACCCAUGUGAUUUUCAUUUUGUGCAUCUUAAGACAUAUUUUUGAAUCAUUGGGUGCUGCACCACUGCGUCCUACUUCACUUCACUUCGUCAUAUUCCGUCUUCUAGUCGGCCUUUAAUGGUUAUUCCAAUAUUUAUCUUCACCAACCAUAAACUUGGCUGAAUGAUUGAGGAUAAAUUUGGCUCUUUUCGAAGACAAUAAAUCAACUCUUCCAUUUUCUCAUACGAACGCUAUGGGACAAGUACAAUCGCGUCAACUGCAGCUCAAAGGUUAAUGCUUCGAACGCAUUUGAUAGCGAAGAUUAUAUCCUCAGAAGAAGGGUUUGUGUAUUUGCUCAUUUUUCCAUGCGUUGCUUCCACCUUCAUUCAAGCGCAGCGCCACUGUAUCUGUCGCUUGGAUUCUGGCAAUGUUGCCAGUCUGCUUGAUUUGUUGUCUUCGCUUUUUUUCAAUUACGAUAACAUUUCUCCGCAGACAAACAGACGUAAGCUUUUCUCCUCAAUCGUCACCCAGCGGAAAUUCACUCGUUUGGAGCUCGUUAGUUGGGCCUCCGCUGAUAGGGGCAUGGAUUCCAAUUCCCAAUUUGGUUCUUUCAUUUUAAAAACAGUUUCAGUUUUUAUAGUUCAUCUGAAAGAGCUUCGUUUUCUGACCACAACGACAUUUUUGUCGAACCCAUAGACUUUCAUCUCGAUUUUUAAAUCAAGAUCUAUAGAAAAAUAAUAACUACACUGUUUGACACUAAACUAACAAAUUGGCUGUUCCCCCUCUUACA